This is a messenger RNA of Myotis lucifugus (little brown bat), 735 nucleotides long. It is a transcript of the gene GDF6, whose product is annotated as growth differentiation factor 6. Gene Ontology annotation, molecular function: cytokine activity; growth factor activity. Gene Ontology annotation, biological process: SMAD protein signal transduction; BMP signaling pathway. The record is from RefSeq and is a predicted model, not a curated record. Lineage: Eukaryota; Metazoa; Chordata; Mammalia; Chiroptera; Vespertilionidae. Gene Ontology annotation, cellular component: extracellular region.
AUGUGCAGGCAGUACCCGGUGAGAAAACACGGGCAGGUUCAGAAGGAUCCGGGCACCAAGUACAACACAACUGCCAGGCGCCGCCGCAGGAGCAGGAACCUCCGGGCCCGGUGGGCGCGCGUGGUGCCCCACGAGUACAUGCUGUCCAUCUACAGGACUUACUCCAUCGCGGAGAAGCUGGGCAUCAACGCCAGUUUCUUCCAGUCUUCCAAGUCGGCCAACACGAUCACUAGCUUUGUAGACAGGGGACUCGACGAGAAAAUUAAGUUUCCUUGUAAAUUCUCUGUCCAAAGUCCAAUUGUUCGCAUCCCGUCAGUUCUGCUGAUUAGAAAGCGUCGGCCUUGGCUGCCUUCGCGCCGGGGCCGCGGGCGCACGGCCUUCGCCAGCCGCCACGGCAAGCGGCACUGCAAGAAGUCGAGGCUGCGCUGCAGCAAGAAGCCCCUGCACGUGAACUUCAAAGAGCUGGGCUGGGACGACUGGAUUAUCGCGCCCCUGGAGUACGAGGCCUACCACUGCGAGGGCGUGUGCGACUUCCCGCUGCGCUCGCACCUGGAGCCCACCAACCACGCCAUCAUCCAGACGCUGAUGAACUCCAUGGACCCCGGCUCCACGCCGCCCAGCUGCUGCGUGCCCACCAAAUUGACUCCCAUCAGCAUCCUGUACAUCGACGCGGGCAAUAACGUGGUGUACAAGCAGUACGAAGACAUGGUGGUGGAGUCGUGCGGCUGCAGGUAG